Messenger RNA from Klebsormidium nitens, 1740 nucleotides. The record is from the annotation of a GenBank genome assembly. NCBI's taxonomy places the organism in Eukaryota, Viridiplantae, Streptophyta, Klebsormidiophyceae, Klebsormidiales, Klebsormidiaceae.
GCAGUGCAGACUGCAGUGGAUGCACUGGCGAAGUGCUGAGCAAGAGAGAUCUUCGUUGAAGAUAUUUCUGACAUGGUGAAGGCGCCAACUCGUAGGUAGCAGUGGUAAAUUAUUCAAAGCACAUGUACACGACAUCAGGUGGCGUAUAGGGAUUCCCAUCCGUCUUCCUAGGUCUCUCUUAUAGCACAUUAAGAACUGCUGUAGGUUCAGAGCGGGCGCAUCUGACCACUUGUCCGCAUGGCGGGCAUCCAUUCAUGUUCUUUCAAAAGUCUGAUCCAAAAUCCUCUCUCCUUACGAAGAGUUGCUGCAGAAAGCUGCAUCCCCUCAGCCCAAGAUCUGCAGUGGGCUCCUAAGCUGGCAAAGGGCUACAAUGCAUGCGGAAGAAAAGCAGGCAGGUCGUCUUCUGGAGAGCUAGGGAGACCCACGAAGUCCAGGAGAAGCAGAUCUUGCUGUGCUGUUCAGUACCCUGUGGAUCAAAGCCAUGGUGUGUGCCUGAAUACACAGCAUCAGAGUGGCAUGCACUUGGGGGUGCUGCCAACUACUACAGGAAGGUCAAAGGGACGCACUGUUUGUGGAGCUGCGACACAAGUGAAGGAGCGGGAACAGGGGGUUGAAGAACGGAAUGGGACACUCAGCACAGAAGAUUCAAGGCUUUCAGGAGGCCUUCUCACGGGUGGUUCGGUGGACUUCUCUGGGGCGACAAACCCCCUGAUUAGAAAAGCACUGGAGACUGAGAAAACGAUUGUGAUGGUACGGCAUGGCCUGAGCACAUGGAACUUUGAGGGCAGAGUACAGGGCUCCUCGGAUAAGUCCAUUCUGUCGGAGACUGGGAUCUGGCAAGCGGAGCGAUGCAAAGAGGCGCUGAGCAAGUUGAAGUUUGAGCAGUGCUUCGCUAGUCCUAUCUCUAGAGCCAAGACCAGCGCGGAAGUCAUAUGGAGCGAUAGGGAGGAGCCGCUGAUCUUUCUGGACAGCCUUCGGGAGGCGAACUUGAACAUUCUGGAGGGCAUGAAGAACUCGGAGGCAAAGGAGCUGUACCCGGAGCUAUUCACAUCGUGGCGGCAAGACCCGAUGCACUUUGAGGUGAACGGCGUCUACCCCGUCCGCGAGCUGUGGGACCAUGCCCAAAAUGCGUGGGAGGACAUCUUGACACAAGCCACCGGCGAUCUCGUUCUGGUCGUGGCCCACAAGUCGGUGUUGCGGGCGAUGCUGUGCACUGCGCUUGGUAUGGGCCCCGACAGGUUCCGGGCUAUUGACAUCAACAAUGGCGGCAUAUGUGUGUUCAGUAUAAACACAAGUGGGCAACCAAUGUUGAAAAGCUUAAAUCUGACGUCCCAUCUCCAAACCGAAGGUGUAUACUAUCAGCUGUAGCGCAGCGUACGUUUUGUGUGUUGAGUGUUUAGAGAUUGCAUAGAGGUUGCUUUGGUACAUUCAUACGGUUCCUAUAAUUCAUCAGCCUAUAUUGUGGAAAUACAGGCAGCAAGCAAUAAGCCUGCGAGUCGAACAGGUAACUUUGGUUAUGUCGUGUACAAAGAUGCAGGUUAGUGACACGUCUAGUUGAUUGACGCUUUUUGAGAGAAGUAUUCUUCUCCAAGCCUUGGAAGAAAUUUAUCCUCAGGACUCAUGGCCUCCUUGAAUCGUCCUUUCAUUAAUUAAGUCGAAAGAACGACAUUGAACACGUUUGCGUUCAGUUUCAAUGAACGAAAGACGGACGCGAGGGCUGCGUCCAUUACUCAUCGAAAG